UCCCACAAGGGUCUAGGCGGCCGUUAGAGGCAGAGCCGCGAAAGCUCGGCUGGGCGGCCCUGCUGGGUAGUCGCGGCCGUGACAGCGGCUCCGGACAGGCUCCCCUUCCGCGCCCCUCCCGCCGUAGAUGAGUGGAAGAUGUCCGUGUCAGGGUUCAAGGCCAAACUGAAGUUUCUGGGUCUAUCUUCCACAAGAACCAGGAGCCGCCAGCCCCCGCUCACGCUCCACUGCAACAUGACUGUGAGGCGCCCGGCGGCCCCCUCGCGGGGCAGGGCGAGGGCAGAGACGGGGCGCCCGGAGUCCCAGGACAAAGGGGAGCCCGCCCCAGAGAGGCCCCGGUUCCCCGCCCCUUUCUCCUGCAACUGGCCUGGCCCCGGCCCGGGACUGCGGGAGGCUUGGGUGGGAGGAAACGGAGGGCGCGUCUCUCCGACUCCUGGCGUGGGGUAGGCUUGGGGGCUGUUGGCCCCUCUAGGCCUCCGUCGCCGCGCCCUGAGGUGGGAGCCCGCGACUGCCGGAGCCUUCUUGGGACCCAUGGUCGCCCUCAGUCGGCCAGCCUGCUCCGGAGACCGCGACAGGACGGUGCAGGGCGGCUCCGGCGUUUUUUGAGCUCAGGCAGGGAAGGGGAAAGACCUUUAAGAUUUUCGGUGUUUUGGCUGGGUGCAGUGGCUCACGCCUGUAAUCCCCCCACUUUGGGAGGCAGAGGCGGGCGGAUCACCUGAGGUCAGGAGUUAGAGACCAGCCUGGCCAACAUGGUGAAACCCCGUCUCCACUAAAAUAUACAAAAAUUAUCCGGGCGUGUUGGCAGGCGACUUAAUCCCCGCUAUUUGGGAGGCAGAGGCAGGAGAAUGGUUUGAACCCGGGAGGCGGAGGUUGCAGUGAAUCGAGAUCGAGCCGUUGCACUCAAACUUGGGGGAUAAGAGGGAGACUUCUCUCAAAAAAAUUUUUUCUUUUUUUUUUUUUUGAGGGAGUCUCACUCUGUCACCCAGGCUGGAGUGCAGUGGCGCGAUCUCGGCUCAUUGCAGCCUAUGUCUGUUGACAGUCCACAGGAUAAAGCGAUUCUGCUGCCUCAGCCUCCCAAGUAGCUGGGAUUACAGGCGCCUGCCACCACGCCUGGCUAACUUGUGUUUUUAGUAGAGACGGGGUUUCACCGUGUUGGCCAGGCUGGUCUCAAACUCCUGACCUCAAAUGACCCACCUCUGCCUCCCAAAGUGCUGGGAUUCCAGGCGUGAGCCACCGUGCCAGGACCCAAGGCCCUUAAGUUUUAAGCCUCAUUCUUCAGUCAGGUUUUCCUUGCUCCCGCGUGUUCAGCCAAUUGGUUUUAAGUUUGUGUUUAAGGAGAAAAUAACAAUGAAAACGGACUCCUUGAUGGAGGAAAGGUUGGAAUGCAGCCUCUGGUGCUGUUUGAGUGAUCCCUCUCCCCCGGGCCUGGCUGCGCACUGCUGUGUUCUGGAAAGGCGCAUUGUAUGGUAGAUGCUGCAGAAGAUCAUUCUGAAAGAUAAUGCCAACUUGGAACCUAGGAAAUCACCCAGUGGGUUUCUGCAGUUUAAAGAAUAUUGGCAGAGAAACAGCUGUAGAGUUACAGCAGGAGCAAAGAGGAACAGGAAAACAAAUGGCAGUAUCCCUGAGACAGCCACUUUUGGUGGUUGCCAGUCACCUGGGGAUUCAGCAACAGGUUUCCACGGGGAGGGCCCUACAUCAUCGGCUACCCUGAAGGAUCUGGAGAGCCCGUGCCAAGAACCAGCAGUAGUCUGGGAUUCAAGGUCCAUAAAAGUCAAUGAACUGAAGAACACCAUCGAAUCUUUGAAACAACAGAAUAAAGAAUUGGAACAUCAACUGGAAGAAGAAAAGAAAGAAAACAAGAAGAGACACCAGGCCGAAUGGGGGCUAAAACUUCAAAUCGCGGUAUUGAACACCGAGAAAAAUGAGCUCCACACGGACCUGUGUCGGACAAAAGGUGUUCUCAGACACUUUGAAGAAGAGUCCAAGGAUCUGGCAGGCCACCUGCAAUGCUCAUCACAGUGUAUUGGGGAGUUGGAGCGGGCUCUCUCUGCUGUCGCCACCAGACAGAAGAAGGAUAUCAGUUUCUCGAGCCGCAGUAGAGAACUUAGCUGGUGGCGGUUAAAGAAAUCCACAGAGGAGAAGGCACGGCUGAAAACACAGCUAACACGGUUGAAGGAGUUGCUGACCCAAGUCCAGUCAGAACGAGAUCAAUAUGCUUGCCAAAUAGAAGGAGAGAGGGCCCGGUGGCAGCAGAGUAUGAGCAAAAUGUCGCAGGAGAUUGACACAUUGAAAAUCUCAAAAAAUCUCUAUACGCAUCGGGUAGAGGAGCUGCAGUCCAAACUCAAAAAUCAGAUGGCUGAACCCUUGCCCCCGGAGCCCCCAGCAGUGCCCUCUGAGGUGGAGCUGCAGCACCUGAGGAAGCAACUCGAGAGAGUGGCAGGAGAGCUCCAGGCCCAGGUCGAAAAGAAUCAGCGCGCAAGUCUCCUGAACUGGGUCCAAGAUCAGAGCCUUCGGAAGCAGGAGGAGAGGCUUCAGGAACAGCAGAAGAAGCUUCAGCAGCUGGCCAAGCCACAGAGCGUCUUCAAGGAGCUGAACAAUGAGAACAAGAGCACCCUGCAUUUGGAGCAGCAAGUAAAGGAGCUACAGGAGAAGCUGGACGAGAUGAAGGAGACGGAAACCCUGGAAGCUGCCAGCAAGCAGAACCAGCAGCUAACAACCCAGUUUGGCCUCAUGGCUCUCCCUGGAGAAGGAGAUGGAGGAGAACCUCGGCCCAUGCCGAGCGUCCCAGAGGACCUGGAGAGCGGGGAGGCCACGAUCAGCUUUAUGGACCACCUGGAGGAGAAGGCAGACCUGAGUGAGCUGGUGAAGAAACAAGAAAUACGAUGCCAUCAGAAAAUCCAUCACCUUUUAAAAGAGCCAGGGCGCCAUGCCAAAGAUGCGGCACUGGGAGGAGGAGAUCAUGAGGCUGGCCCAGGACAGGAAGGAGAUGAAGGUGAAGCUGCUGGAGCUGCAGCAGAUGGUAUCGGGGCCUGUGGCAACUACAACAAUGGGCACAGAAAAUUCCUGGCCGCUGCCCAGAACCCUGCUGAUGAGCCCGGUCCAGGAGCCCCAGCCCCCCAGGAGCUUGGGGCUGCAGACAAGCAUGGUGAUCUUUGUGAGGUGAGCCUCACCACCUCUGCGCAAGGAGAGGCCAGGGAGGGUCCUCCCUGUGACAACCCUACUGCACAACCGAUCGUGCGGGACCACCAGGAGCACCCAGGCUUGGGCAGCAUUGGCUGUCUUCCAUUCUUUUGCUGGGCUUGGCUGCCGAGAAGAAGGAGAUAAACAUCAUCAUCAUCAAAGAGCUGGCCAAGAAAUUUUUAAUUAAGAAACCAAGUUAUGGGGUUAAUCUCCGACACAAUUCAUUUCGUUCAUUUGAAUGUUAGAGCCACUCAUGAUUAUUUGUGUUUCUAAUUUAUAGUUUAAGUUUAUUUGUAAAAAGUUAAAAGAGAGUGGGUCUCUGUGGCUUUCACUGAUGUUCACUCUGGCAUCCUUUAGUAUUUUUCUUUUUUAAUUUCAUAAUUGUAGGUCAUUAGCAUGCAUAUCGAGUUUGCCCUUAUGUGGUGGGAGUUCAAACACGCAAAGACUCACUCUUUGCAAAAAAUUCUUCUCGUUGGUUUGGAAUAGGCUGCCAUACUUUUGUAAUGUCAUUGCGGCAUGUAUAUUCAUUACAGAAUUCAGAUAAAAUUUGCCUAUGUUCUGCUAGUGUUUGAUCUAAUCUUAAUCACAGUGAGCUCUUCAUUAGCUCCAUAUGUGCUUUGCCCCCAAGUGUGCACUGUUUAUUACUUUGUAAUAUGCCACUAUGAGUACUGACAUUUAGAGUUGUUCAAAGGCCGAGAACUGGAAACAGCCUUUCCUCCAUUUUCUGUGUAUUGGUGAUGGGAGUCAUAACCUUUUGGGGGAGCUUUUUAAAUCUCACAGAAGAGGAAAGUGGCCUGCUCCUGGCAGGUAUGUGCAGGAUAGAGUGUGUUUCAUCUGUCCCGGUGCCAAGAAUUAGCGCUGUAUUAUGGUGAUUCCCUUAGGAUUUGUAUGUGCUCUGGGCUCAUGAAGAUACUGCAUCACGAGCUGCAGCAGUUGUACUCUUUUUCGAUGACCUAAAAAGGGAUGAUUUCUGAGGAAUGAAAGGCUCCCAUCAUUGACUGUGGAUGUGGAAAACCUUUCCUAGCUUAGAGCAUUUGUAUCUAUAAUACGUUUUAAAGUCAGAGUUCAUGUUACCUGUUUUAAUCACAUGACUACAUGCCUCAGUACACAAAAGGGCACUGGUUGGCAUUCUUCUUAAUGUAUUUAGUGAAGAUCAUAAGAAAUCCUUUACGAGUCCAAAUGUCCCUGGAACAGGCAUACAGGCUCUAGCCAAGAAUGAAUUAGAGUGAAGGAAAGCUGUGUGACGCCUGGCAUUCCUCUCUGUCCACGGAGCUUCUUUGAGGCUUGAAGAUUGAUUUUACCAUCUAGACCUCUCUGGCUAAUACCUAUUCGUCAACCACCUUGGUUACUCUGACAUAGGAAUUUACUUCUUUUCCUUGAGUGGAAAACACUUUAAAAAAUAAUAAGAAACAUUAUUAUAAACUAAUACGUGUGAGAGUACUUAGUUGAAACAAAAAGGAAUUUUAGUAGACAGUAUUAUACUAUCUUUGAAAAUCAAGGAGAAAUUUAUGCAACUUAAAAUGUUUACAAACUGCAGUGCAAUCUACUGUUUGUGAAUGUCGAUGUAUUAUUAGGAAACGUGUCUAUACAAUCACACAGUUAUAUUUUCUCACAAACUUCUUUACGAAGAGUGAAAUAUGUUUCUGUACCUCUCGGUUUCAGUUAGGGACAUGUUUUGUGCAAUAUGUAUGUGACUGUGCCUAUGCGUGAUGAAUGAAUGCAUUUCAGUCAUAUAUUGCCUAAAUCAUAACUUGAUGAUGCUUGGGAAAGACUCAACAGUUCAAAGUUCAUGAAGUUCUAAUGUCUGUGUUCCAGAACACAUCACAUUAUUAGGACGUAGGGAGAUAUGUAUGUGUGCUCCCUGGGGUGGGGAUUUCUAGUUACUAGACCAUCUCCAGAUUUAGCAUUUGGCAUCCUCCUGAUACUUCUAUGACAUUAACAGGAGAGCAACAAUAUGAUUUAACCAAUGGAAUAACAGAUUUGCUGGCAUUCACUGAACGAGGGCAAAUAUUCGGUCCUUGUGACUUCAACUGACUCUUCCAAAUUUUAUGAAUGUAUCAAUGUAUUAGAUAAACCCAGUUUCAGAAUGAUAAAGAAAAAAUGUUGGACCAAAUAAUGCGGUUAAUUAACAGUGGUACGAUUUCUAGCCCGUGGGUUUAAAAUGCACUUAAAGUCCUGUUCUUGCCUUUUAUUUUCUGAACUUGCCGCUUUUGCAUUCUUUGAGUUCAGUUUAAAGACAAUUACUUUAAGAGCAUUUUAAACCCUCGGGCUAGGAAUCGGACCACUGUUAAUUAGCCACAUUAUUUGGUCUAACGUUUUUUCUUUUAUCAUUCUGAAACUGGGUUUAUCUAAUACAUUGAUAAAUUAUUUCAAAGGUACUUUUAUCUUUGAAAUCACUUCACUUUUACCAUGAUGAAUAUCAGUGACUAGGAAUGACCUUCAGAUAGCGUUUAGCAUCUGUAACCAAUCUGACAAUAAUGUGUUCAUCAGGUGCCUAUGGAUUAAAUCACACACUGGCAUAUUUAAGCUGAAAGUCAGUCUGGAAAAUAAAUUUACCAUAUUGACUGAAAUAGCACUCUUUGUAUAGGUAUUUGUCAUAUAUUUAAGAAAAAGCUAAAAAGAAUGGAAAUUGUAUGAGAAUAACUUCCGUCUUUCUUCAAACUGCAAGCCGUCUUUUGCGAUACCUCAUUCAGCCGAGUAUUUGUGCUCUUCCUCAUUCAGUGUAAGGCAGCUCUCAGUUUGCUUAGAAGGCAACAUUGGAAGGUUACAGUUCAUCAGAAACAUAAAAUUUUAAAAUGUGAGUUCCACUGAACACAUUUUAAUUUCUGCAUGAAAAUCAAAACACCAAUUUGAAGAUUGCAGUAUGUAAUAAUUACUUUAAAAGUAUUUGAUUAAACCUGAUAGAUUUUCCAGAAAUGAAAAAAUAUCAGCUCUAAAACCAAAGCUGAAUUUUAGAAAAUUUGAAAAUGUAAAUCAGUCCUAUCCAUAAUAUAGUUUCUCUAAAACUUUAUCUUGAAGAGUCAUUUUAAAAUAAUAUAGCUAAUAAAAAAUGUAACUGCUAUCUUAAUGUUCUGAAAUAAGUUAAAACAUUUUAAAAUAUGAAUACUGCAGUACAAAAGAAAGAAACGGUGGGAAGGAAAAGCAGAGAAAGAAAUGCCAAUUCCAGUCCAAAGCUUUAUUUGCCAAGUUUUCUUAGAAUGAAUUUUACUAAUUUAUGAAUUCUUGUAAACAGAAUGUGUAAUGGAAAUACUGAAAGAUUUUUCCCUAGAGUGGCAUUAUUGACUGCUGAUGUGAUGCUACUGUAAUGUAAUAAAUUAUUAAAUUGUUUCAAAGUGUU
This is a messenger RNA of Symphalangus syndactylus (siamang), 6517 nucleotides long. RefSeq names its product golgin subfamily A member 8S-like. Gene Ontology annotation, cellular component: cis-Golgi network; Golgi apparatus; Golgi cisterna membrane. The record is from RefSeq and is a predicted model, not a curated record. Gene Ontology annotation, biological process: Golgi organization. NCBI's taxonomy places the organism in Eukaryota, Metazoa, Chordata, Mammalia, Primates, Hylobatidae. Gene Ontology annotation, molecular function: protein binding.